Molecule: messenger RNA, 935 nt
Organism: Hermetia illucens (black soldier fly)
Lineage: Eukaryota; Metazoa; Arthropoda; Insecta; Diptera; Stratiomyidae
Gene: sel
Product: protein seele
Exons: 4
Coding region: 179-769 (196 amino acids)
Cellular component (GO): endoplasmic reticulum
Source: RefSeq, a predicted model, not a curated record
GUACGACUUGAAUUCAUCGCAUUUGCGAGCGUAGUCAACAAUUAAAACAGCGGUAGACUGUCAUUGUCGGUUCACCUGUUCGUAGUUCGUUGUCAGCUUGUAUUUAUUGAACCCGGUGUCUGUGAUAAAGUCCUUCUCUUAGACAAUUCAUCCUGAAUAAAAAAGCGAACGUCCCAAAAUGACGAGUUGUAUUUAUUUCGGUUGUGUUUUGUUCUUCUCCGGCAUUCUGCUGGCAUCCUCCCAAUACGUUGACCCCUGGGAGGUUCGAUGUUACGUUUGCAAAGCGACGGUGCACGAGAUGGAGGAUGAAAUUGCAAAAGUGGAUCCGAAGAAAGUUGCUAGCGUCGGCGGCUUCCGAUUGGACGAACACGGCAAUGCUGUGAGCAAACGGGUUAAGCUAGCCAAGUCUGAAAUGUACUUGACCGAGUUGAUGGAAAAUAUCUGCGACAAACUUGAUGAUUAUGCUAAAGUAACAUACAAAAAGACUGGGAGGUUGAAUGUAAUCAAGUUUAUGAUAGAUGGAGCAAUGAACCCAGAAGUUUCAGAGGUGGAUUUCGUGCAGGAUGGCGAUUUGAAUAAGAGUUUGAAACACUAUUGUUUAGAAAUUCUUGAAGACCACGAGGAAAGUUUCUUGAAGGCUUUCAUGGAUGAAAAGAUUCAAGAUGAUCUGGAUAUAAAAAUUUGCACGGAAACAGCGGGCUACUGCAAAGAUGCACCCAUGCAGGAUGACUACAACUUGGAAGAAGAUAUCACAAAGGAUGAAUUAUGAUUGACUGAUAUGGUGUUUAAGUUAUUUCUAAGUUUCCUGGCUUACAAUCUACACUUAAAACAAAUUGACAAAUCUGUAUAUGCCGGUUGUUGUUGACCUAUUAUAAACAUUUAUAUUUGUUAUAAAUAUUUAAAUGAAUAAAUUGUAUAAGUGAUUUUUAAUAAAA